Messenger RNA from Struthio camelus australis, 2606 nucleotides. The record is from RefSeq and is a predicted model, not a curated record. Lineage: Eukaryota; Metazoa; Chordata; Aves; Struthioniformes; Struthionidae.
UGAGGCAGCAUUAGAGAGCUGCUAGACCAGGGGAGCCAGCUAAGAGAUACAAGCCCCUUACUCUGGGCUCAGUGUGAUCCCAUUGGUUCCUGAGCUGCUGUUUUAAAGCAAAGAAGAGCUUGGGGGGUUGAACUGCACAGCCAGACGCAGACUCUCAGCCAAGUUGUCAGCGCGCUGGGAGGGAGAGAGGCUCACACACACAAGAUUGCAGGGUGUCCGCAGCUUGAUGAUCAUUUAUUUCCAAAGAGGAAGAAAGGAGAAGGGACAAGAACCAGAAAAGAGGAAGGAUCCUGAUCUAAUCCCAUAGCCUCAGGGGAGAAUAAUGGAUGUGACCAUAUCUCAGUUCAUCUUAGAAGAAUUUGAUGCCAACUGCAGCCUCCUGGAUCAUUUACAAGAGACUUUUAUAGAGAGUUCCUCUAUCCCUUUCCUGGGCUUUGAUGGUCCAUAUUGCAAUGCCACCACUGAUCAGAUCGGGACCUGCUGGCCCAGAACCUCUGCGGGGGAGCUAGUAGAGAGACCCUGCCCAGAGUUCUUCAAUGGGAUCAAAUACAACACCACGAGAAAUGCCUACAGAGAAUGCCUGGGCAAUGGGACAUGGGCUUCCAAGAUAAACUACUCUCAGUGCGAGCCUAUUCUGGAUGACAAGAGGAAGUAUGCGCUCCAUUACAAGAUUGCUCUCAUCAUAAACUACCUGGGGCACUGUAUAUCAGUAGGGGCCCUUAUAGUUGCCUUUAUGCUUUUCUUGUGCUUGAGGAGUAUCAGAUGCCUGCGGAAUAUUAUCCACUGGAACUUGAUCACCACAUUCAUCCUGAGGAAUGUGAUGUGGUUUCUGCUUCAAAUGAUUGAUCACAACAUACACGAAAGCAAUGAACCCUGGUGUCGGUGUAUUACCACUAUCUACAAUUAUUUUGUGGUGACCAACUUCUUCUGGAUGUUUGUGGAAGGCUGCUACUUACACACUGCCAUAGUAAUGACUUACUCCACAGAUAAGCUGCGGAAAUGGGUCUUUCUCUUCAUAGGAUGGUGUAUUCCUUGCCCAAUCAUCAUUGCCUGGGCCAUUGGCAAACUAUAUUAUGAAAAUGAACAAUGCUGGUUUGGAAAAGAACCGGGAAAGUAUAUUGACUAUAUAUAUCAAGGGCCAGUGAUUCUUGUUCUUCUGAUAAAUUUUGUAUUUCUAUUUAACAUAGUUAGGAUUUUAAUGACAAAACUGAGAGCUUCAACCACUUCAGAAACAAUACAGUACAGGAAGGCGGUCAAGGCAACAUUAGUUCUUCUGCCUCUGCUGGGCAUCACCUAUAUGCUUUUCUUCGUCAACCCUGGUGAAGAUGACAUUUCCCAGAUUGUCUUCAUUUAUUUCAAUUCUUUCCUGCAAUCUUUUCAGCUGUCCUGCAGUGGUGCAUACAUUCAGCUAUUAGACCAUACGAGCUGUCUGAGGACUUGUAUCCCAUCUCCUCCUUCCUUUGAAUUUAAUAGAAGUUUGGCCAGGAUGUAUAAGGAAGUGGAAGGUGAGUAAUUGCCCCAGCUUUCUGGACUUAGUACAAAUCCAGACUACAUUUAGCCCCAUACUUCUGUUUAGGUGUGUCCUGUGGCUUUACCUCUGCUAAAGACCUUCUUGAGCUGGAUAUAACUGUGUUUAACGUUAACUGUUACUUCUGCUAGAGGAGUAGGUGCUCUUGUAUUCAGGAUAUCAAUACAAAUACACAGUGCACACGCUCUCAAACCAAAUCUAUGGCUGUGGGUUCCAAAGGUUUUGAGCUCUAGAUUAUUAUUUUUACUGAUUGUGUGUUUAGCUUUGAAACCCAGAGCAUCACACUGGAAACAGAAGCACAAAAUCCAAGAAGAAAAAUAACCAUUUUAGUCUAUGAACAGUGGGACCUUACCGCUUACCAGUGAACAAAUCCACAUUUUUAAUUUCAUAAAAUAAUUUUUUUGUCUGCUGAUGCUUAAUAUCUCCAAAAAGGCCACUGUAUUUAUUUUUAUUGUUAGUGGUAUGAAGAUGUAUGUAAGAAAGUAAGCAUGGGGAAUAUCUGUUAUCAGAUCGUUACAAUCAUUGCUGAAAGCAAAAUGGAUGGGACUGCACUCACAGGUUCAAAAGUGAACGUAUUAUCGUGUCUUCAUCUGAGCUUCCAUUAUAGUCAUUACAGUCUUGGCAGUCAUGAAAGAAGUCUAGUCAUUGCCAUUAAUAGAUCCUGGAGUGCAGUUCAGCUCAGCUGAAUGUAAGCUACCUGAUUUGAUAUAUUUGCCCACGCACAACCAUCUAAGGCCAUUGAGACCCCCCUGUGGUAUCCGUGACAUCCGCAUAGAGCUCGUAGGCAUCACACAAGAAAAGUGAGAGGCCUGUGACAUUUUAGGGAAGCAGCUGGCAGCUGUAGACAUACUGUAGCACGGUUGCCCCUCUGAUCAGUGGAACUGCUGUCUAGACUCUGGCUCUCAUGUUUUAUCUGUGAGCUGCAACCCGCCUUGUAUUUUCUAAUGAAAGUGUAGGGUAGAGAUUUGAUAUGUCUGGAAGUGGAUGAUCUCAACAAGAGUAUGGUUAUGCUCAGGAUGAUUUCAGGAUAAAGCUCAAUCCCCAAUUCUGCAUGUUAAAAUACUUACCUAAUAACUGA